AAAUUCGAUAUAUUAUGUGUGAUAUGAUAUGAUGCAACUGGCAGAAAACAGUACACCGGUAACAAAAUGACAUAUUUUUAUUGGGACUGUCCGCAAAGUGUUACACAACGUUUUUUAGUGGUCAUUUGUGUACAACAAUUAUAUACAUUGCAACCAAAAUUUGUUAAAAUCUCUAUAUUUUCAUUGAUGUACAAAACCAAAUAUUAACUUCUGUCCCGAAUACCGAAGCAGUACAGUCUACUAUGAAGGUUUAGUACGAAAAAUAAUGUAAACAGCUAUGAGAUUCACAUGAUGAAAUAAGGUUCAAAGGGAUGACUUUUCUUAGCAGACUUUCCCUGACACCUCGAACAGAUAUGAAGACACUCCGAAGUACAAAGUAGAUAGAAGCGAAGAUUUGUUCUUUUGAAGCCCAUCGUAUCAUGAGCAUAGUGUUUGCCAAUUUUGCCCCUUCUCCUAUUUUAAACAAUUGUGAAUGUCGGAAGUAUGUUUAAUAUCUUAUGUUCCAGUAAAUGUCAAAGAACGUUUUUUUUCGAUCACUUUCAAGUCUAUAAUGUCUCCACUCAGUCUAGAUACAAAGGACAUUAUUAACAAAAAUAAUAAUAGACUAGUCUAACUUUGAUUUGAUUUGAUUUAGUUUCUAGUGAUUUAUAUUUUAAGUCACUAAUUAUACUACUGAUCAUGAUACAAACAUGGCUCUAAAAAUGCUUUUUAUCAUUGAAUCCUCUUAUUGAAUCCUUGUGUUAUAUUGAGUUUAAUUUAGUUGCAUUCAAAAGAGUUGCAUUUAGUCUUUAGUUGAUUAUUUGAUACUGAUGUUGCAUCGGGCUGGCCACACUGCCCGUUCCCUCCUGUCAACUGUAGCCUCUGCUGCACUCUCAACAGACUACCCUACUCUUCAUCAACACAGCAUCGAGUCCAGUGAUGAGUUUUGGAACCAAAUAGCAACAGAAAGGAUAUACUGGAGAGAGCCGUACCAGACAAUCUCGGACUGCAAUUUCAAAGCAGGAAAAGUGAACUGGUUUACAGGCGGUAAACUCAAUGUGUCAGAAAACCUGUUGGACAGACAUCUAGUGGAACACAGUGACAAGGCAGCUAUACUAUGGGAGCGCGACGAGCCAGGGCAACAUGAGAUAGUCACAUACAAAGCACUCCAUGAGAUGACAUGCCGUAUUGCAAAUGUGCUAAAAUCUCACGGGGUUUCAAAAGGAGAUAGAGUGGGUGUUUACCUCCCUAUGUGCCCUACUGCUGCUGCUGUCAUGUUAGCUUGUGCUAGAAUAGGAGCUAUACAUAACGUUGUAUUUGCUGGGUUUAGUGCAGAGGCUCUUGGUAAACGUCUCGAACAAUCUGAAGCUAAAGUAGCAUUCACUGCUGACAGGGCUAUACGAGGUGGUAAACUGAUUCCUCUGAAGAGUAUUAUGGACGAGGCAGCGAAGAUGGCCCCCUCUGUCCAGAAAGUAUUUGUUAUGGACAGAACUGGAGCUGUAGAGCUCACUUCAAGCAAGGAUGUGUCUCUUGAGAGUGAAAUGGCUGGUGCCUCGUCAGAGUGUGCUCCAGUAGUAUUAGACUCUGAAGACCCUCUGUUCAUGUUAUACACCUCUGGAAGCACUGGAGCUCCCAAAGGUUUAGUUCACACUCAGGCGGGCUAUCUAACGUACGCUGGUUACACCCACCAGCAAAUAUUUGACUACAAGCCAGAUGACGUGUACGCCUGUGUAGCGGAUGUGGGGUGGAUUACCGGUCACUCGUACGUGGUGUACGGUCCUCUCAGUAACGCUGCUACCACUGUUAUGUUCGAGAGUACGCCUAAUUACCCCGACCCUGGUCGUUACUGGGAGACGGUUGAAAGGCUGAAAAUAAACCAGUUUUACGGAGCUCCCACAGCUGUGAGACUACUCAUGAAGAGCAGUGAUAGUUAUGUGACCAAAUACGACAGGUCAUCGCUGAGAACGCUAGGAACAGUUGGUGAGCCUAUAAAUCCUAAAGCUUGGCAGUGGUACUUUGACAUUGUGGGAGAGGGGCGAUGUCCCGUAGUGGAUACUUGGUGGCAAACUGAAACAGGUGGUAUAAUGAUAGCUCCCAGACCUGGCCUAGACCCCAAUAACCUCACUAACUUGAAGCCUGGAGCCGCUAUGAGACCUUUUUACGGAGUGGAUAUUGCUCUCAUGAGCCCUGACACCAAGGAGAACGAUCUCCAGAUUGUCGUGGAUCUAACUCCAAGAGCCACAAUAGUGUCUCCUGCUACACCCUGGUCUUUAAGAAUCUGA
Messenger RNA from Bolinopsis microptera, 2261 nucleotides. Its product is annotated as acetyl-coenzyme A synthetase 2-like, mitochondrial. Gene Ontology annotation, cellular component: mitochondrion. The coding region runs from base 810 to 2261 and encodes 483 amino acids. The transcript is spliced from 13 exons. Gene Ontology annotation, biological process: acetyl-CoA biosynthetic process. Gene Ontology annotation, molecular function: acetyl-CoA synthetase activity. The record is from RefSeq and is a predicted model, not a curated record. Lineage: Eukaryota; Metazoa; Ctenophora; Tentaculata; Lobata; Bolinopsidae.